CCAUAAAGCCUCCCAUAAAGCCACGGGCGGACACGUCGCGCAUGGGUUUGUGGGAGUUGUAGUUUAACUUGUUGCCGUGGAGACUCAGGCCGCAGCUUUGUCAGAUGGGGGCGGCGCGCGCCGCCUUGUGGGAGUCGACACAGCCUCCGUUUCCCGUGGUGCCCCGGCUUCCGGAGCGUACGGUCGGAGCGCGCGACCGCGGCCCGGUUGACUGAGCAGCCAUGGACAGCGGCUUCGGCUCGGACUUCGGCGGCACGGGUGGCGGGAAGCUGGACCCGGGGGCCAUUAUGGAGCAAGUGAAAGUGCAGAUUGCCGUGGCCAACGCGCAGGAGCUGCUACAGAGAAUGACGGACAAGUGUUUCCGGAAGUGCAUCGGGAAGCCCGGGGGCUCCUUGGAUAACUCGGAGCAGAAAUGCAUCGCCAUGUGCAUGGACCGCUACAUGGACGCCUGGAACACCGUGUCCCGCGCCUACAACUCUCGACUGCAGCGGGAACGAGCCAACAUGUGACCGAGACCCGUGUCUCGGAACACCGUGCUUAUGACCGGAACUGUUUUCCCUACCAGUAAGGGCGGCUCUUUCCAGGCCCCCGAAGUCUGGCAGCAUGGAGGGCUCGGGGAUCGAGGCCUCUCCCCUGGGCUGCUGCGUCCAGCUCAGUCUCAGAAGAGAGUGAGGACCCGUCUGAGCGCGGGGAUCUGGCUGGCCCCACUGACCUGUGACCUCAUGAGGGCAGGCCAAUAAAUCGCUGCUGGGGCAGAAAAGCUGGCGUGUCGCCUCACUGCUUCAGGUCCCUUCCCCUGAGUAGGCCCAGACCUCCCAGGGGAUCUUUCCUCUGGUGUCAGUGGGCUGAUGGCUCUCAGGGAAUUUGGAGCACGGUCUCAGGUGUUUCAUCCCGGAUAAAGACCAGUCUAGGCUAAGAAGCAUGGUUCCAUGUAGCUCUCACCUGUCAUGCAUGAGGCUCAAGGUGUUAUCCUCAACUCUGAAUAAACCCAAGUGUGGUGCA
This is a messenger RNA of Mastomys coucha (southern multimammate mouse), 1002 nucleotides long. RefSeq names its product translocase of inner mitochondrial membrane 13 (gene Timm13). The record is from RefSeq and is a predicted model, not a curated record. The transcript is spliced from 3 exons. Bases 222 to 509 code for a protein of 95 amino acids. Lineage: Eukaryota; Metazoa; Chordata; Mammalia; Rodentia; Muridae.